GAGUAAAAAUUUUUUCCGAACAAGUUUACGCGUCGUCGGAUAAUGUUGUAUAUCCGGAUAGAAAAUUGAACGACCGCAAUUGUGGACUAUUCUGUGUGUAAAAAUUUUGCUAGGAAACCAGUGUUCACGCCGAUUUAAUAACGGGUGUCAUUUGCGAGCAGGAUUCCCUGACAAACAUGCCGAGCGCUAGCGAAACGAAAAUGAACCUGUCUGCCCUGCAGCAGGUAGAUCCCGAGAUUAACGAGAUUGUUGAUUCGGCAACGCAAGUAGCGCUGUUCCAGUACUCAACACAAACAAGCCAAUGGACAAAGACCGACAUUGAAGGAGCGCUAUUCGUUUAUGCUCACCGAAAUCCGAGUGAGCGCGGACUUAUCAUCCUGAAUCGGCACUCGCCGAAAAACUACAAGGAGCCAAUCACCGCUGACAUUGAGUUCAAAAUGAAUCAACCGUUUCUCAUUUAUAAGACGCCAUCGGGUCAAAUUUUUGGGGCAUGGUUCUAUGUCGCAGACGAGUGCACCCGAGUAGGAAAUCGAUGUUGUCGCCUCGUGAGCUACCUAAAAAAACGCGAGAAGAGCGCUGGUGGCGGUGGAGGACAAGGAUCAUCCGAUAAAACUAACUCGAUUCUUCAAGGAUUACUCCUACCGCCAAACCCCGGGGGUAAUGUUGGUAGUAACAAUAAUGAAAAAAACGGUGGCGGCAAUAAUUCUUACAAUAACCUUAACAAUAAUGGAAACAGCAACAAUCACAACAGCAGUAAUGGCAAACAGAAUGGUCAGCAGGCUCCUCAGGGUAAAGAUAUUAUGAGUCUAUUGCAGCGGGCCCAGAUCGAAGAUAAGCCGCCAGCGAAAAAGCCGCUUGGUCAGAACAAUAAUGCCAACCGGAAGCAGGAAGGCCUCAACGGCACGGGCGGCCAACGUCGGAUGAACGGAGGACAAGGUGGCGGGCAUUAUGAGUCCAGCCCCGGCGUCCCUGUCGUGCACAAGCCUGUGCCCACAAAGGCCCUCCCACCUUCGGUAGAGCAGUUGUUUAAAUCCGCCGGUCGGAAAACACAGCAACAGCAAAAUUCCCAACAGCAGCAGCAGCAAAAUUCCCAACAGCAAAAUCAGGUGUCAUCGAGUAAUGGUAACAGCGGAGCAACCACCUCAGGAGUACAGCUAAUCCAGUCUCUAGCUCAACAGAUUCCGCAAACACCACAGCGUGCUGAACACGCCUUGGAUCGCCUUCUCAGUCUAGCUGGUAGCAGCCCUACGUCGAGCCAUAUUGGAGUCGUAGCACCAACUGCUCCGCCUAUGAAUGACUGCAUGGCGAGCAUUCUUAACAAACUCAACGAGUCAGCCCAGAAAGUCCAAAGAGAGCAACAACAGUUACAACAGCACGCUGCAGGAGGUUUGGACGCUGGUAGGAUCAGCCCCCAGGAGUCUGCCCCACCGGUCAGCAGAAGCAACCUUGCCAACGCCUUGUUCGGAGCUCUUGCAGGUGGGGCGGUUUCUGCAGGAACAGCCGGUACUCCACCAGCUGGUGGAACAAUUGGCGGCGAGAAAAAGCUAACGCUGAUCACUCCUGAAAUGCUCGAGGAGUCAUUGUCGCAGACUGGACCUAUGACGCCACCGCAGUCACAGCCAACAGCGACAGCGGCGGCAUUGAGUCGCACAGAACUGCGAGGUGCGCUCGUUCACCUGCUCGAAAACGACGACGAUUUCCUCACCAAAAUUCACCAUGCCUAUCUCCAAGGAGCCAGCCGGCGUAAGUUGCUAACAACGUUUCCGUACGAUCAUGUCUAAGCGACGCUCGAAGCGAAAACCACUAGACGAUUGGCCCCACGGCCAUAGAGGCACUGGGGGGAGUUGAUAAGCUGAGCUCGAGUUGAUCGCACACGAUUGGGUAUUAUUAUGAUUAUUAGACAACAGAUCGUAUUAAACGCUACACAGGCAAUACUGACGACUGACAUUGGAUCACUGAUUGACCCACUGAUACGUCGUUGUUAUACGGCAUUGUAUGAAUCCAUACACGAUGACUGUGGUGCUUCUCUGGCGUGUCUGUUUCGAACAGAGAUAGCGUGCGAACUGAUAACGUAAAAGGUCCUUCGUGUACAGCGAUCCAGAUUGUUUAGCUGAUUGGCAGAGAAGUGCCGCCGAACACGUAGCCGAGUGACGCAGUUAUUAUUGAUAGUGGUAAUUAUAAAAGAAUUACGGGAAAGAGAAUUAAAAAGUGGGAUUAUCAUUUGCGACGACGGUGACAGUGACGAAAUCACGUCGAAAUAAUUAUAAUUACUAUUAUGACCGCCUGAACGAUCAAAUAGAUCGCCCUACAAUGUCUAUACACGCAUGGAUAGUUACUGAAUAUAAGUCUACUAGACGAAAGAGGAGAAAUUAAUUACAAAUGAAUGAAAAUAAUGAACGGGCGAGUGCGAACGAAAGAAUAACACAGUGGAUGAAUUGCUGCUAUUCUCGUCGUUUGAGAAAAGCCUGUUUGCCCCAUCGAAAAAACAAGAUGAGAUGGACAACUGACACAUGUCACGUAGAAUCAGUAGAUUAAAUUAAGCAAAUGCUUUCAAAAACCUACAAUGUAACAUAAGCAAAGGUUAGAUAAGCAGGCCAUUUAGGCGGAGCAAUCUAGUUCGUAUAUCGCUGUUAGUAUCCAGAAACCAAAUGAACGUCUAAUGCAUCUUCCUGUUUGAGCGAUGGCCACUUGAAGUAGAAGAGGAGUCGUUCAGAGGUUUUGCGUUGUUUGUUGGAUACCAACAUGGCAUAGAUCAAGUAGAUCGAUCGCUAAAGGCGGAUGGUUCCAUAAGGAUAGACGGUUUCAUAAUGACACGCUCACUGCCAUGAUACUGCUGUUAUUAUUGACACUAGCACACUGAGCGUCUUAUGUAAGAGAUCGAAAUGUGCUUUCUGUGUUGGAAAGCGUGACAAGGUCUGGUCGAUUUGUGAGGGCAACUGUUCAUCCACAGCAGCAGCAGCAGCAGCAAAUGAUGUGUGGAAUGAAACGGUUUACGUCGAAUGAAUGUGUCUGUAUAAAUGGCUUUUGAGAUGUGUGUGUCAAG
Messenger RNA from Varroa destructor (honeybee mite), 3043 nucleotides. RefSeq lists its product as uncharacterized. Gene Ontology annotation, biological process: positive regulation of catalytic activity; deadenylation-independent decapping of nuclear-transcribed mRNA; deadenylation-dependent decapping of nuclear-transcribed mRNA. Gene Ontology annotation, molecular function: enzyme activator activity; mRNA binding. Gene Ontology annotation, cellular component: P-body. NCBI's taxonomy places the organism in Eukaryota, Metazoa, Arthropoda, Arachnida, Mesostigmata, Varroidae. The record is from RefSeq and is a predicted model, not a curated record.